Molecule: messenger RNA, 2315 nt
Organism: Penicillium brasilianum
Lineage: Eukaryota; Fungi; Ascomycota; Eurotiomycetes; Eurotiales; Aspergillaceae
Source: the annotation of a GenBank genome assembly
UAUAGCUCAAAUACUAUCUGGCAAAGGUACCAGCUUAUAAUACACCUGAAAUUCCGCUAAAGGCAAUAUGGUCCGAGUCUGGAUUGUUAAAGUUGACGAGUGCCGCAUCUUCUAACCGUGCUGAAACAGGUACGCCCGAUGCCGACCGAUGACGUUGCGACAUGGAAAUCGGCAUCUCGGAAACGAAAAACCCACGCCACAGCACGACCUAAAGGUAGAAUGAACCACUGAUAGUCAAUGAAAAUACAGUGGAUCUAUUCUCCCAGGGUCUCCUCCUAUAUUGUCCACAAUAAUGCUCAGAAAUUGUGGUCUAUGCGUGUUCGGAUAUUUGUUCUUUGGCCGGGUCGUGGAACGGAUCAACCGGGGAAACACCACACGAUGACGCUGUAGACAACCAACGUAAGAAAGGGGAAUGAAGAAUGAAAAACCUUAUGGUUGAGGCCGAGUCUUCCGUCAUUCUAUGGUUCAAAAAGGUCUCGAUUUCUCCUCUCUCUCAAAUAAUCGCAUAUAACAAAAAAAGUGAAGUCUGCCCACUUGAAGAUCAAGAGGUAUACAUCAGAUUCUCAAGUAUUAUGGAGCGUACCAGCUCUCCUACCUCUGAUUCUCACGGAUCAAUCAGCAGAGGUAGUGAUCCUCUAACUGCGAUCGCAACGACUCCAGAUCGUCGUGAAUCCCAAUAUGAAGCCGUCCGCGUGGAUAUUCUGAGCCGUCGUCCUACCAAUCUCAACGAGGUCGAAUUAGAACGCAUCGAAACCUACCGUCUCCAACACCGUUCCACUGUCGGAUCGGGAGCUCCUGUACCCCGCGGAGAGUGGCUACCGAUGGGGGCCGGGAAACCAUAUCCACCAUCUCUGCCGGAUCCCGAACAAUUCGUGGUGGAAUUCACCGGUGCAGAUGAUCCUUUACACCCGCAAAACUGGCCCUUGCGUCAGAAAAUCAUCAUAUCUGUGGUGCUAGCCUACUCCACAUUUGUCUCCUCGUUCGCUAGCGCCAUCUACUCCUCUGCCGUUGUCGAAAUCGGUCCUCAUUUCCACAUCAGCUCCGAGGUCGCUAUCCUCGGCGUGACGCUCUAUGUCUUGGGGUUUGCUUCGGGGCCAACCUUGUGGGCUCCAGCAAGUGAGUUGAUUGGAAGAAGAUGGCCGAUUAUUGUGGGAGUAUUUGGCUAUGCGAUCUUCACAGUUGGAACUGCAACAUCAAAGGAUGUCCAAACUCUCAUGUUGACUCGAUUCUUUGCCGGAUUCUUUGCUGCGAGCCCAAUUGCCAUCGUCCCGGCCGUUUUUGCGGAUAUCUACAACAAUCAAACUCGUGGUGUGGCUAUCGCGAUGUUUGCCAUGGCUGUGUUCGUCGGCCCCUUCGCAUCGCCUUUUACCGGUGGCUUCAUCACAAUGUCCUAUCUGGGAUGGAGAUGGACGAUGUAUAUCUCUUGCAUAAUGGGCUUUUUAUCCACCACACUAUGUCUGCUGUUCCUCAAGGAGACAUAUGCGCCCGCUAUCCUUGUGGAGAAAGCUGUCAAGUUGCGCCGACAGACCCACAAUUGGGGUAUACGGGCAAGGCAGGAGGAGGUCGAGCUGGAUUGGGAGGAGUUGAUCACGAAUAACUUCAGUCGCCCGUUCCGAAUGCUUUUCAGAGAGCCAAUUGUAUUCUUGAUCUCUCUGUGGAUGAGUUUUGUUUAUGGAUUGAUGUACGCACUUCUCAGCGCAUAUCCUGUCGUCUUCCAGGGAAUUCACGGCAUGAAUCUUGGAGUUGGUAGUCUACCUUUCAUCGGGUUGAUUAUUGGUGAGCUCCUUGCUGGUGGUUAUAUUCUGCUAGACCAAAGGUCGUACUCCAAAAAAUUAGCGGCCAACAACAAUAUCCCUAUUCCCGAGUGGCGUCUUCCGCCAUCUAUACUCGGUGGUGUUUGUUUCACUGUUGGGUUGUUCUGGUUCGGUUGGACGGGAUGGACAAAAUCUAUCCACUGGAUGGCACCAACCGCGAGUGGAGUAGUCACUGGCUUCGGGAUCUACGUAAUCUUCCUGCAGUGUUUCAACUACCUGAUCGACUCAUACCUCACCUUCGCGGCCUCUGUGUUUGCUGCUAACACGAUUAUUCGAUCCGCGGUUGGAGCAGCUUUCCCGCUAUUUUCGAAACAAAUGUUCAAUAACCUAGGAGUACAAUGGGCUGGUACUCUUCUUGGAUGCCUGGCAUUGAUCAUGAUUCCCAUCCCACUGGCAUUUAUCAAAUACGGACCAAUUUUGAGAAAGAAGUCCAAGUUUGCCCCGACUUUUGGACCGCGUGAACCCGCUUCUUCAGAGAAAGAGCCGAGGGCAUCUGUCUAG